AUGGGUGAUGGUGAGAUGGCCGUAUUUGGGGUCGCAGCCCCUUUCCUCCGCAAAUCUGAAAAGGAGAGGAUUGAGGCCCAAAAUCGGCCCUUUGAUGCUAAAACCUCCUACUUUGUAAUCGACCAAAAAGUGAUGUACGUGAAAGGCACCAUCCAGUCCAGAGAUGGGGGAAAAGUCAACGUAAAGAAAGAAGACCAGUCCACCGUAACAGUGAAGGACGAUGAAGUUUUCCCCAUGAACCCUCCAAAGUACGACAAGAUUGAAGAUAUGGCCAUGAUGACUCACCUAAAUGAGCCCGCUGUGUUGUAUAACCUCAAAGAGCGUUAUGCAGCCUGGAUGAUCUACACCUACUCCGGCCUCUUCUGUGUCACUGUCAACCCCUACAAGUGGCUCCCUGUGUACAACCCAGAGGUGGUUGCUGGAUACAGAGGGAAGAAGCGUCAAGAGGCUCCACCACACAUCUUCUCCAUCUCUGAUAAUGCCUAUCAGUUCAUGUUGACUGGUGAGUUACAUCAAAUAUCGACCAAUGAGUGGAGAAUCUGGUGCUGGGAAGACUGUCAACACGAAACGUGUCAUCCAGUACUUUGCCACAAUUGCAGCCAUCGGAGACAAAAAAGCCAAAGAGGCUGCGGCGGGAAAGAUACAGGGAACUCUGGAGGAUCAAAUCAUCCAGGCCAACCCUCUGCUGGAGGCCUUCGGCAAUGCCAAGACAGUCAGAAAUGACAACUCCUCCCGUUUUGGUAAAUUCAUCAGAAUCCACUUUGGGACUACAGGAAAGCUGUCUUCUGCUGAUAUUGAAACAUAUCUUCUGGAAAAAUCCAGAGUAACAUUCCAGUUGUCUGCUGAGAGGAGCUACCACAUCUUCUACCAGAUCAUGUCCAACAAAAGGCCAGAACUGAUUGAAAUGCUUCUGAUCACCACCAACCCCUAUGACUUCCCCUAUGUCAGCCAAGGUGAGAUCACCGUGGCCAGCAUCGAUGACCAAGAAGAAUUAAUGGCCACCGAUAGUGCUAUUGACAUCCUUGGCUUCAACCCAGACGAGAAGAUCGGUAUCUACAAAAUGACCGGUGCUGUCAUGCACUAUGGAAACAUGAAAUUCAAACAGAAGCAAAGAGAGGAGCAGGCUGAGCCUGAUGGCACGGAAGUGGCUGACAAGGCUGCCUACCUGAUGGGCCUGAAUUCAGCUGAUCUUCUGAAGGCUUUGUGUUACCCCAGGGUUAAAGUCGGAAAUGAAUUUGUCACCAAAGGUCAAACUGUCCAGCAGGUGUACAACUCUGUCGGUGCCCUGGGCAAGUCUGUCUAUGAGAAAAUGUUCUUGUGGAUGGUCAUCCGCAUCAACCAGCAGCUGGACACAAAACAGCCAAGACAGCACUUUAUUGGCGUCUUGGAUAUUGCUGGCUUUGAGAUCUUUGAUUACAACAGCUUGGAGCAGCUUUGUAUUAACUUCACCAAUGAGAAACUGCAACAGUUCUUUAACCACCACAUGUUUGUGCUGGAACAAGAGGAGUACAAGAAGGAAGGCAUUGACUGGGAGUUCAUUGACUUCGGCAUGGACUUGGCUGCCUGCAUUGAGCUUAUUGAGAAGCCAAUGGGCAUCUUCUCCAUUCUGGAAGAAGAGUGCAUGUUCCCCAAGGCAACAGACACGUCCUUCAAGAACAAGCUGUACGACCAACAUCUGGGGAAGUCUAACAACUUCCAGAAACCUAAACCAGCCAAAGGCAAAGCUGAGGCUCACUUCUCCUUGGUCCACUAUGCUGGAACUGUGGAUUACAAUAUCAGUGGCUGGCUGGACAAGAACAAGGACCCACUGAAUGAGACUGUCAUUGGCCUCUACCAGAAGUCAUCAGUGAAACUCUUGUCCUUCCUGUAUUCUGCCUAUUCUGGUUCUGAAGGAGACUCUGGUGGCAAGAAGGGUGCUAAGAAGAAGGGUUCAUCUUUCCAGACUGUGUCUGCUCUCUUCAGGGAGAAUCUGAACAAACUGAUGACAAACUUGAGGAGCACUCACCCUCACUUUGUGCGUUGCUUGAUCCCCAAUGAAACCAAGACCCCAGGUGCUAUGGAUCAUCACUUGGUCAUGCAUCAGCUAAGGUGUAAUGGUGUGCUGGAGGGCAUCAGAAUUUGCAGGAAAGGUUUCCCCAGCAGAAUCCUCUACGCUGACUUUAAACAACGUUACAAAGUCCUGAAUGCAAGUGCCAUCCCAGAAGGUCAGUUUAUUGACAGCAAGAAGGCUUCCGAGAAGCUUCUUGGAUCUAUUGAUGUUGACCACACGCAAUACAAAUUUGGGCACACUAAGGUGUUCUUCAAAGCUGGUCUGCUGGGUACUCUUGAGGAGAUGCGAGAUGAUAAGUUGGCACAACUGAUUACUCGUACUCAGGCCAUUUGCAGAGGAUACCUCAUGAGAGUUGAGUUCGGAAAAAUGAUGGAGAGGAGAGAGUCCAUCUUCUGCAUCCAGUACAAUGUUCGCUCCUUCAUGAAUGUCAAGCAUUGGCCAUGGAUGAAGCUGUACUUCAAGAUCAAGCCUCUGCUGAAGAGCGCUGAAUCUGAGAAGGAAAUGGCCAACAUGAAGGAAGAGUUUGAGAAGACAAAGGAGGCUCUGACUAAGUCAGAGGCCAAGAGGAAGGAGCUUGAAGAGAAGAUGGUAUCCAUCCUGCAAGAGAAGAAUGACCUGCAGCUCCAAGUUGCAUCUGAAUCUGAGAACCUUUCAGAUGCAGAGGAAAGGUGUGAGGGUCUCAUCAAAUCCAAGAUUCAACUGGAAGCCAAAAUCAAGGAGAUUAAUGAGAGGCUGGAAGAUGAAGAGGAAUCAAAUGCAGAGCUUACCGCAAAGAAGAGGAAACUUGAAGAUGAAUGUUCUGAGUUAAAAAAGGACAUUGAUGACCUCGAGUUGACUCUGGCUAAAGUAGAGAAAGAGAAGCAUGCCACAGAAAACAAGGUGAAAAACCUUACUGAAGAAAUGGCCGUGCUUGAUGAAAACAUUGCCAAGCUGACCAAGGAGAAGAAAGCUCUUCAGGAAGCCCAUCAACAGACCUUGGAUGACCUUCAAGCUGAAGAGGACAAAGUCAACACCCUGACUAAGGCUAAGACCAAGCUGGAACAGCAAGUGGACGAUCUGGAGGGAUCUCUUGAACAAGAGAAGAAGCUCCGCAUGGAUAUGGAGAGAGCAAAGAGGAAGCUGGAGGGUGACUUGAAGUUGGCUCAGGAGUCCACGAUGGACCUGGAAAAUGACAAGCAACAGCUGGAUGAAAAAGUUAAAAAGAAGGAGUUUGAAAUGAGCCAGCUUCAGAGCAAGAUUGAAGAUGAACAGGCUUUGGCUUCACAGCUUCAGAAAAAGAUUAAGGAACUUCAGGCCCGCAUUGAGGAACUUGAAGAAGAAAUUGAGGCAGAGCGUGCGGCUCGUGCCAAGGCUGAAAAGCAACGUUCCGACCUCUCCAGGGAGCUUGAAGAGAUCAGCGAGCGUCUGGAGGAAGCUGGAGGGGCAACAUCUGCUCAGAUAGAGAUGAACAAGAAACGUGAGGCAGAAUUCCAGAAGAUGAGGCGUGACCUGGAGGAGGCCACCUUGCAGCAUGAAGCCACUGCUGCCACUCUCCGGAAGAAGCAUGCUGAUAGCGUGGCAGAGUUCGGAGAACAGGUUGACAACCUUCAGAGGGUCAAACAGAAAUUGGAAAAGGAGAAGAGUGAGCUGAAGAUGGAGAUAGACGACCUAGCAAGCAACAUGGAGUCUGUCUCUAAAGCAAAAGCAAACUUGGAGAAGAUGUGCCGAACCCUAGAGGACCAAUAUUCUGAGAUCAAAACAAAAGAGGAAGAACAUUUAAGAGUGAUUAAUGACUUAAAUGCCCAAAGAGCUCGUCUUCAAACAGAGACUGGCGAAUUCUCUCGCCAGGUGGAAGAAAAAGAAUCCUUGGUCUCUCAACUCUCCAGAGGCAAACAGGCUUUCACCCAACAAGUUGAAGAGUUGAAGAGGCAGCUUGAGGAAGAGACAAAGGCCAAGAAUGCCCUAGCUCAUGCGCUUCAGUCUGCUCGCCACGACUGUGACUUGCUCAGGGAGCAAUUUGAAGAGGAGCAGGAAGCCAAGGGUGAGCUUCAACGCUCAUUGUCCAAGGCCAACAGUGAAGUCUCUCAGUGGAGAACAAAAUAUGAGACAGAUGCCAUUCAGCGCACAGAAGAACUUGAAGAAGCCAAGAAGAAACUGGCCCAGCGUCUCCAGGAGGCUGAAGAACAAAUUGAGGCAGUCAAUUCCAAAUGUUCCUCCCUGGAUAAGACCAAACAGAGACUUCAAAGUGAAGUGGAGGAUCUCAUGGUGGAUGUAGAACGUUCCAAUUCAGCAUGUGCAGCUCUGGAUAAGAAACAGAAGAACUUUGAUAAGGUGCUGGCUGACUGGAAACAGAAGUAUGAGGAGACCCAAGCUGAACUGGAAGCUUCUCAGAAAGAAUCCAGAUCUCUAAGCACUGAAGUUUUUAAGAUGAAGAAUUCCUAUGAAGAGGCAUUAGACCAAUUGGAGACCUUCAAGAGAGAAAACAAGAACCUUCAACAGGAGAUUUCAGAUCUGACAGAACAGAUUGCAGAAGCAGGGAAAACUGUUCAUGAGUUGGAAAAGGCCAAAAAACAGGUUGAGCAGGAGAGGUCUGACUUCCAGACAGCUCUUGAAGAAGCUGAGGCAUCUCUGGAGCAUGAAGAAGCCAAAAUUCUGCGCAUACAACUUGAACUGACCCAGGUUAAGUCUGAGAUUGACAGGAAGAUAGCUGAAAAAGAUGAAGAGAUAGACCAGAUUAAGAGGAACAGCCAAAGAGCCCUGGAGUCCAUGCAGAGCUCCUUGGAUGCUGAGAUCAGAAGUAGGAAUGAUGCAUUGAGACUGAAGAAGAAGAUGGAGGGAGAUCUCAAUGAGAUGGAAAUCCAACUGAGUCAUGCCAACCGACAGGCAGCUGAGGCUCAAAAGCAACUUAGAAAUGUUCAGGGACAACUCAAGGAUGCCCAACUGCAUCUUGAUGAUGCUCUUAGAGGAAUUGAUGACCUUAAAGAACAGCUGGCUAUUUCUGAAAGACGAAGCAACCUCUUGACCGCAGAAAUUGAAGAAAUGAGGUCUGCCCUGGAACAGACAGAGCGUGCACGUAAGGUGGCUGAGCAAGAGCUACUCGAUGUCACAGAGCGUGUCCAACUUCUCCACACCCAGAACACCAGCCUUAUCAACACAAAGAAGAAGCUUGAAUCUGAUGUCUCACAACUGCAAACUGAAGUGGAAGAAGCCAUCCAAGAAUGUAGGAAUGCAGACGAAAAAGCAAAGAAAGCAAUCACUGAUGCUGCCAUGAUGGCUGAAGAGCUGAAGAAAGAGCAGGACACCAGUGCUCACCUCGAGAGGAUGAAGAAGAACCUUGAACAGUCAGUGAAGGACCUUCAACACCGUCUGGAUGAGGCUGAGCAGCUGGCCAUGAAAGGUGGCAAGAAGCAACUCCAGAAACUGGAGGCCAGAGUGCGUGAGCUGGAAAAUGAACUUGAUGCUGAACAGAAGAGAAGCUCAGACGCCAUCAAAGGUGUGUGCGCAAGUACGAGAGGAGAGUCAAGGAGCUGUCAUACCAGUCUGAAGAGGACAAGAAGAACGUGUUUAGGCUCCAAGAUUUGGUUGACAAGCUGCAGGUGAAAGUCAAGUCUUACAAGAGACAAGCAGAAGAAGUUGAGGAACAAGCUACAGUCCAUCUGGCCCGAUUUAGGAAGACUCAGCAUGAGCUGGAGGAGGCAGAGGAACGUGCUGACAUUGCAGAGUCUCAGGUCAACAAGCUCAGAGUCAAAAGCCGGGAAAUUGGCAAGAAAGCUGAAGAGUGA
This is a messenger RNA of Staurois parvus, 5811 nucleotides long. The record is from the annotation of a GenBank genome assembly. NCBI's taxonomy places the organism in Eukaryota, Metazoa, Chordata, Amphibia, Anura, Ranidae.